AUGACGGUCGAAAAAUGCAUCGACGCGUGCAAGGCUGAUGGAUUCACGGUCGCUGGGUUGGAAUACGCAUCGGUAGAUUGUGGAAAUGCUCUUCCUAGUCAAGCGGCUACCGAAGGUUGCGCUAUGUCUCUAGAUCUGCCGUAUGUUUGGCCUUCGACUUAUAUUACUUCUGACUCAUAUGCCCAGAAUGUCUGUCCACGUUAUGGAGACCAGAUCUGCGGUGGUAGUACUCGAGCUGCGCUCCUGGGACUGGUGAUGUCUAUACUCUUCAAGGGUGUUACGGGUGGGUGUUUUGCAUUCAACGGAGAGUCCUUUCGUUUAACCCCAAUAUUCAGGGAUAGUGGAAAUUAUAUCCUCCCUCUGAAUGAUGAUGACUCUAUGCAUCACAUGACUGUGGACAAAUGCACCAGUGCCUGUCGAGCUCGGGGUUUGGCGGUGGCUCUUCUCAGUCAAGCUGACUACUGGACGAACUCCAGGUCUGACAUCAGAACGUUCGAACUACCCUUGAGUAUUUGGGAAAAACUGAUUUCUCAUGCAGCAUGCGGCGACAAGAUGCCAUUCGCCCAAAAGAAGGAGGAUGAUGGGGAAUGCAGCAGUCGCUGCGAAGAUGGACAACCUUGUGGAGGUUGGCAUCAU
Molecule: messenger RNA, 636 nt
Organism: Acaulospora colombiana
Lineage: Eukaryota; Fungi; Glomeromycota; Glomeromycetes; Diversisporales; Acaulosporaceae
Source: the annotation of a GenBank genome assembly